GUAUUGAGCAAGUAGGGGCGGUAGGGAGCGCGGUUCCUUGACGUGGACGAUCAUUUCCGUAAGAGACGAUGGAGCGUUAGCGGCGUGUCAUCCACUCCAAGCUAUCCCGCAUUAACCUUAAAUCGAGACGGGAUCUGGCCGUGAAUCCCCGGCGGGGUUUUGGGUUCACGGUAGUCUCACACCUACUAAUCCCUUUCUGCUUCCCCUCCUUCCCCCCUCCCCCCUCUACACAAUUCAUCAUGAUAAAAGCUAUUUUAAUAUUCAACAACCACGGCAAGCCGAGGCUGUCUAAAUUCUACGAGCAUUAUAGUGAAGACACAGAGCAACAGAUCAUCAGGGAAACCUUCCACUUGGUGUCCAAAAGAGAUGAGAAUGUCUGCAAUUUUCUAGAAGGCGGAAUGUUGAUCGGGGGGUCCGACUACAAGCUAAUCUACAGACACUACGCCACGUUGUACUUUGUGUUUUGUGUAGACUCCUCGGAGAGCGAACUAGGAAUUUUAGACUUAAUCCAGGUAUUUGUGGAAACGCUGGACAAAUGCUUUGAAAAUGUCUGUGAACUUGAUCUCAUUUUCCAUGUAGAUAAGGUUCACAACAUUCUGGCGGAGAUGGUGAUGGGGGGGAUGGUGCUGGAGACCAACAUGAACGAAAUCAUCACACAGGUGGAUGCCCAGAACAAGAUGGAGAAAUCUGAGGCUGGUAUUGCAGGAGCGCCCGCUCGUGCCGUAUCAGCUGUGAAGAACAUGAACCUCCCGGAAAUGCCCAGAAACAUCAACAUUGGCGACAUCAGCAUAAAAGUGCCAAAUCUGCCGUCCUUCAAAUAGCGGCACGGAGAUCCGCUUGCCAGAUGUCAGCCGAGUGUUUAACAUGAUGCAAUCUGUUUACCAAAACCUCUACUAACUCUUUUUGUUUUAUCAAAGGAUGGAAGUACUGUGUGAUUUAAAACUUCUCUGCUUUUUGGCUCUUUUGUUUGAUUUAUAGAAAAAAAAGUUUUUAUUAUGUGUUCUGUUUGAAAAAUGAAGUAUUUAUUUGUCUACGGUACAUUCCUACGCUCCCCUCAUGAUGUACAGCUGCUACUGUUCACAACCAUCUGAGUCUUAACGAAGUCAUUUCACCAACUGAAGUGUUUACUUAAUUUCAAAGAAGACGAGUUGGCAUAUUGUGGGGAAGACCAACGUGACCAAUCACUUGCAGAACAGCCAACAUAUGGGACCAGUUGGAAUGAAUACAGUAUUGGAGUACAGUAUGUUUAAAACCAAAUAAAUCAUUGAAGAAUAGAAUUAGAUUGUUGCUAUGCUGUGUGACAGAAUUAUGAUUCUAUUUCCUGAAAUUAUAUUUUGUAUCUGUUCAAAACAUUAUGUUUCUAUUCAUUUUAUUCUGUGCAUGACUAUAACCCCUUCCUGACCCCUUUUACUACAUAAUAAACAGUUGAAGAUUACAUUUC
Dunckerocampus dactyliophorus (ringed pipefish) is the source of this 1441-nucleotide messenger RNA. RefSeq names its product AP-3 complex subunit sigma-1. The transcript has 6 exons. Bases 240 to 821 code for a protein of 193 amino acids. Gene Ontology annotation, cellular component: membrane coat; intracellular membrane-bounded organelle; AP-3 adaptor complex. The record is from RefSeq and is a predicted model, not a curated record. Gene Ontology annotation, biological process: intracellular protein transport; Golgi to vacuole transport. NCBI's taxonomy places the organism in Eukaryota, Metazoa, Chordata, Actinopteri, Syngnathiformes, Syngnathidae.